GUAAACAAGAAUUGUACGAUAUAUAUAGCCUAUUAUUAUGUGUGCCAUAUUUGUGGCCGUUUUCAAUUUGAAUAAUUACAAAACUGCAAAAACAGAGCAAAUUAGUGUUUACAUAAAUGUAAAAAAAACUUUAUACGUUUUUACAGAUUAAGGCUUCCUUUUUGCAGUUAUGUUCAGACCCAAAUUACUUUUUUCUUCUGAAUUUAAAUUUUUUAUAAGAAAAAUACAUGCUGUAUUUUACAGUGUAUACUACACUUCUUUAUGUUUUAUAAAAAUGUUGUUUUAUGAACGUGUGGGAUUGUGUGAUUCAAAGCGGAGGAUUACGCUGACAGUAAUGACAGCUGAGAAAAGGUGAGAAACCUUUAAUGUCCUGACAAACUAUCUCUUACAUGCUGGUGAAUAAUAUAUCACCUCAUCAAAAAGAAGACUAGAGGUGAAACGGGGGUGGAUUUGGGUUUUAUUGACCGGAAGUGAAAAUGAUGUGAUUCUGCAUCUAGGCCAAAGUUCAGUGGGCAAGGUAUUAAGCCUGGCUGUUAAAACCGUGUUCAGAAAUAUUGUGGAAAGAGGGCAUAAAUGGACUUGACCUGUUUAGCAAAUAUUAAAUUAUAAUGUUACUCUUACCAUAUGGCGUAUGAUAAUAAGAUACCAGUCAUUCAAAAUGAUAUUUUUCUUGCUUCUUUCAAAAUGCUGAUUUUAAAAUAUUUUACUUUAUUUAAUAUUUUUUAUUUUAUUUAUUUUUUAAUUAAUUCUGACACAAAUUAGGACACAAAUUUUAUAUUCUCUACUAUGGAAGCCCUGAACCGCAUGGUGGGGGAAAAAAAGAAAGAAAAGUUAUGGUGAGGGGGAAAAAAAAAAAAAAAACUUAUCUCGUUAUUCUGACAUAUUAUUAACGAGAUGUUAAGUUAUUUCAACAUAAUAUCUCGUUAUUUCGACAUUAUUUCGAGAUAUUAAGUCGAUAUUUCGACAUAACGUUAUUUCGACAUAACUCGUUAUUUCAACAUCAUAAAUCUAUUUACACUAGCUCCGCCCACCAAUGUCUGGUUGGGCCACUCAAGUUUAAAAAGCUCGCAGUACUGGCUUUUGAUGGGAAAAUAGAGUACCUCAGGGAUGACAGGUUUUUGUAGGCCAACCCGGAAGUUAGCGGUUAAUGAAAUAAUGAGAUAUGUUGAAAAAACGAGAUAUGUUGAAAGAACGACUUGUGUCGAAAUAACGAGAUAUUAUGUCGAAAUAAUGAGAUAAUUUGUUGAAAUAAUGAGUUAUGUCGAAAUAACGACUUAUGUUGAAACAACGAGAUAAUUUGUUGAAAUAACGACUUAUGUUGAAAUAAUGAGAUAUUAUGUUGAAAUAACGAGAUAAUUUGUUGAAAUAAUGACUUAUGUUGAAAUAACGAGAUAAUUUGUUGAAAUAACGACUUAUGUUGAAAUAACGAGAUGUCGAAAUAACGACUUGUGUUGAAAUAACGAGAUAAUGUUGAAAUAACGAGUUAUGUCGAAAUAACGACUUAUGUUGAAAUAACGAGAUAAUUUGUUGAAAUCAGUUAUGUCGAAAUAACGAGAUGAUAUGUUGAAAUAACAAGAUAAUUUGUUGAAAUAACGACUUAUGUUGAAAUAACAAGAUAAUUUGUUGAAAUAACGAGUUAUGUCGAAAUAACGACUUAUGUUGAAAUAACGAGAUAAUUUGUUGAAAUCAGUUAUGUCGAAAUAACGAGAUGAUAUGUUGAAAUAACAAGAUAAUUUGUUGAAAUAACGACUUAUGUUGAAAUAACAAGAUAAUUUGUUGAAAUAACGAGUUAUGUCGAAAUAACGACUUAUGUUGAAAUAACGAGAUAAUUUGUUGAAAUCAGUUAUGUCGAAAUAACGAGAUGAUAUGUUGAAAUAACAAGAUAAUUUGUUGAAAUAACGACUUAUGUUGAAAUAACAAAAUAUUAUGUAAAAAAUAACGAGAUAAUUUGUUGAAAUAACGUGAUAUGUUGAAAUAACGACUUGUUGAAAUAACGAGAUAAUUUGUUGAAAUAACAACUUAUGUUGAAAUAACGAGAUGUCAAAAUAACGACUUAUGUUGAAAUAACGAGAUGUUGAAAUAACGAGAUAUUAUGUAAAAAAUAACGAGAUAAUUUGUUGAAAUAACGUGAUAUGUUGAAAUAACGACUUGUUGAAAUAACGAGAUAAUUUGUUGAAAUAACAACUUAUGUUGAAAUAACGAGAUGUCGAAAUAACGACUUAUGUUGAAAUAACGAGAUGUUGAAAUAACAAGAUAAUUUGUUAAAAUAACGACUUCUCGAAAUAACGACUUAUGUCAAAAUAACGAGUUAAUAUCUCGAAAUAAUGACUUAUGUCAAAAUAACGAGAUAAGUUUUCUCUUUUUUUCCUCCCCACCUUAAGUUGAUGAAAAAAUGAUUUGUGUCAGAAUUCAAAUAAAUAAAUGAUCAGUAUAAUUUCAAGAACAACAAAUAGGCCCCUACUCCAAUAAUUAUUUUAUUUUAUUUUAUUCUGACACAAAUCAUAUUUUUUUUCCAAGUAUGCAUAUUCUUUGUAGGUCAAGCAUUAAAGUAUCCUAAUCCUAAUAAUUUACUCAUGAUGUGAACAAUAAGGUCAGUUUUAGUAAGUUUUAGUGUCAUUUUUUGCAAGACAAUGUACAGUAAAACACACUAAUUGCCUCCGUCUCGUCUGACCGCAGCUACGAACUGAGACACUCAGCUUAACCUGUUAAAGAGUGUAUUUAUAGAGCGCCGUAAUUAAAAGGUCCUGUUAGGACAGUUGCUUCAGAUAGUGGAAAGGUAAGAAUGGUGAGAAUGGUUUGGCCCUUUAAACCCCCCCAGUGAAACCAUAUGUUUUACAGAAAGGCAAUCUAGAAGAGUGAGGUGAUAGGUCAGGGUUUAACUUAAGUAGUCACGUAAGACGUUUUGUGACACUGGUGUAAUUGAGUAUGUUGUCCCUCCGAUUUAAUCAGCUAUGACUUCAUAAAUAAUCAAUCCUUUAAGAGAAUUAAUUAAUCAUUUAGAGAGACUGAGAGAUGUUGUCUUGAUUUUUUACUUCUUUUGUGCUGCCAACAGAAGUACAUGUUUCAGUGCUAUGACUGGGUAAGAUGGAUGCAACAUACAUAUAUAGUUUGAAGCAUUUAUAACUGACUCAUCUUUCAAUAAUAGGUCAGGUCAUACUAGAUUUCACAUAUUAGAUUGUGAACUUUUACCGUAAGGAUUCAGUACGUCAGAUCAAAGAGCAAAUGAGAUUUAGGCCUUCUAAAAAUACCAGUACGUUUAUAGUAAGACAAGAUGUAGUUGUAAGUGGAUUAUGUCAGUUUACCUGCAUGUGAGGAGACUGCAGCGCAGCACUUUCGCCUUGGUUAUCGUGGGCAUUUUCAGAUGAUCAACAUUUUGGACAAAAACUGGAGUUGAGUAUGGGUCAAAUUCAAAGUGAUGAAGAUGAGGAAGUGGAACUGUCAGACAUCCAGCCUCUUUAUACCAGAUUCAUGAAAGAGUGCCCAAGUGGAGCCCUGCAUCUUCAUGAAUUCCGCAAGAUCUUCGGAGUUCAGAGCACAUCGGAAGAUGAGGCUUUGUACAUGGAAACGCUCUUCAAAUCUUUUGACACAAACAGGGAUAAUGUCAUAGACUUUAUGGAAUUUGUAGCAGCCGUCCACCUGGUUCUGAGAGGAAAUCUAGAGGACAGACUGAAAUGGUCUUUUAAAGUCUAUGACAGAGAUGACAAUGGAAAGUUGGACAGACAAGAAGUCAAACGGAUUAUAAGGAUCAUUUGCCAACUUAAGAAAAGCAUUAACAUGACACCUAGUGAAAUUUGUGACAGGAUAUUUGACCUUUUGGAUGAAAACAAGGAUGGUCAAAUAUCCCUGUCAGAGUUCAUGGAAGGGGCACAAAAAGAUGCCUGGAUUAUGGACCUCCUAAAACUGGACACUAAUGCACGGGGUUGGUUCAGGGAAAACUGGGGGAAAAAAACAUGAGUUUUCAAUCUAAGGUCAAGGCCCAUGGGACAAAACCUUCUUGCCCUUUUACAACCUUUCAAAUGUUGGGGUCUGCAAAUGGGAGAGACCUGGUAUAGAGGUCAGAAAAUAUUUGCCUUGUCACGAGCGAGUAUGUGCCUCAUUGAUCACAUUGAUAUUCAACCAGUAUGCAUGUGUAAAAGCGGGUUCCGUCACAUUUUCUUCUGGGUUUGGUGAUGAUGCUGUUAUUCUUAUGGCGGAUGGAUAUAAUUACCCAAAAAUUUGAUUAAGGAGCAUGAAUUGUGUUUAUAGAGGGAACUAUAACAGGUUCCGUAGUCAGUUUUACUAUUUAACACAAUUCAUUUUUAUGUAAGAAACAUUGUUUAUCACUUAUUUCACAGUUGUUACAUUACGUUAUUUUUAAUAUUAUACAUUAACAUUACUGUUUAUUACCAUAAAAUAUACAGUGUGUCUAUAUUAUUUAUAUAUGUCUAUAAGGUCACACUUUAGAUUAGGGUCCAAAUUCUCACUAUUAACUAACUAUUAACUACGACUUUUGCUCAAUAACCUCCUAAUUAGCGCUUAUUAAUAGUUAGUAAGGUAGUUGUUAAAUUUAGGUAAAAGGGAUGUAGAAUAUGGCCAUGCAGAAUAAGGCAUUAAUAUGUGCUUUAUAAGUGCAAUAAUAUUAUACUAUAGUUAAUAGUGAGAAUUGGACCCUAAACUGAAGUGUUGCCAUCUAUAAUUUUACUGUUUAACGCAAUUCAUAUGAAGAAACAUAAAUAUUCUUCACUUAUUUCACAAUUAUGCUAUAAUCAGACUAUAUUCAGGAGUACACAAUGGUAAUAUAUUAAUAUGAACAAUAUUUUUUGUUUAUACACAUAUAUUUGUGUCGUCAAAAGUACCGACCGCGAUACCAAGUCGGUACUGAAAUUUAAAAAAUGUGAUGCUUUAAGUGCUGUUGAGCAAACACCUCUGAUUGGCCUUUGUGUUCACGUACUCAACAGAUAUGUCUGUGAUUGGUUACAAUGAUCAAUCCACCGAGAUCGUUUGAAAGCACACGGAAGUGUUUGAAUUUGAAAGAGUUUUGAAAGCAGGAGCAUUUGAAAGCAGCUCCCGUGAGUAUCUGUGUAAAUGCUCGGUGAAGAGCGUCAUUGAUAUCUAUUUACAACAUGUUUUUGAAGCGUUGGUCAUUGUAGCCAAUCACAGAAAUAUCUGAUGAGCGUGUGAACACAGUGGCCAAUCAGAGGUGUUUAUGAAUCCGCUCAAAGCGUCACAUUUUUAAAAUUUCAGUACCAACUGGUAUUGCAGCCGGUACUUCUGACAAAACUAAUAUAUAUAUAUAUAUAUAUAUAUAUAUAUAUAUAUUAGUAUAACAGUGUUGAUAUUUUCAUACCAUAAAAUAUACAGUCUAUUAUAUUCAUUUAUUUAUUUAAUAUAAAUUGAAUGCUUAUUCCUUUUUUUUUUUUUUUUUUUUUAUAUGUUCAGGUGUUUUUAAAGGUGCUAUGUGUAAGUUUUCAAAUGUAAAAGGCUUUCUCCUAUCCCAGAUUUCAUCCUAAUGUGCAGUGUAUCAAAAAUAUGAAAAUAAGUGUAUGAUACUUUGAACAACGAGUGCUUUUACAUGCAGGAUCUUACGCCGAUUACAGUGUGUAAGGUCAUGUAGAUGCCUUAAAGUCUUAUUUUAUCAGGUAAAUGUCAUAAACUGUGCAAAUGUCUUGUGCAUGUUUUGAGGAGCUCAACUUUGCAAUAUUGACCAUUUUGGGCUGGACUAUCUUGCAAAAUGCUUGCAUUCCCAAAGCUUGUUAUUCAUGACUGUUGGAGUUGUGGAAGAAUCUAUGUGCACGAAUAAGAGCUGUAAUCAAACAAAUUCUGCAGGAAACCCAGCAUGGAGCCAGAAGCGCAUUUAUAAUUCAUGUCUGCAUGAGUUCACAUAUGCCGAGUUUACAGGACAUGUGACACACAGGACAUGCAUGCAUGUGCAUACAUCAUUUAUAUACAGAAAUAAACCUAUUUUUUUCUAUGA
Messenger RNA from Ctenopharyngodon idella (grass carp), 5953 nucleotides. It is a transcript of the gene guca1g, whose product is annotated as guanylate cyclase activator 1g. Lineage: Eukaryota; Metazoa; Chordata; Actinopteri; Cypriniformes; Xenocyprididae. Bases 3397 to 3954 code for a protein of 185 amino acids. The transcript is spliced from 4 exons. The record is from RefSeq and is a predicted model, not a curated record. Gene Ontology annotation, molecular function: calcium ion binding; calcium sensitive guanylate cyclase activator activity. Gene Ontology annotation, cellular component: cone photoreceptor outer segment; photoreceptor inner segment. Gene Ontology annotation, biological process: visual perception.